AUGUCCCGGUUUUCAGUUUGCGGAAGCCAUUGGGUAAGUGUGUGGUCUGAUUUGGAUCAAAUACGCAUAAAAAUAGGGCAGCUUGUCCUGCGCCACGAGAACUGCCUACUCUGCCACACAAGGCAGACCCAUGGCUUGGCCAUUUGCAGGCGCAUUGAGCCUUAUGCGCCAAGUAUGUCCGACACGCAAUCACUUCGUGGACAGGAGGAAGAUGUUCUUCACGCGGCUUUCCAGCCUUGGCUAACUUAUAAUAAUGGGGCAAAUAAACAUCACGUACGAUGUAUGGACAAUAGAACUACUCUACCAGCAUCGCUGAUGCCGUGCUCAUAUUGGAGCCCUAUAGCCUGGUUGUCGCCUACUGCUCUGUGUAUUACUGCAUUCUUCAUGGAGCCUCAAAAUCAUGAUUUUUCCUUUUUAACAUAUUUAGAAAAGUCUGGUGUGUUCGUCAUCUCGGGUUAG
Messenger RNA from Pochonia chlamydosporia 170, 459 nucleotides. RefSeq lists its product as hypothetical. The record is from RefSeq and is a predicted model, not a curated record. Lineage: Eukaryota; Fungi; Ascomycota; Sordariomycetes; Hypocreales; Clavicipitaceae. The coding region runs from base 1 to 459 and encodes 152 amino acids. The transcript is spliced from 3 exons.